Messenger RNA from Candidula unifasciata, 1104 nucleotides. The record is from the annotation of a GenBank genome assembly. Lineage: Eukaryota; Metazoa; Mollusca; Gastropoda; Stylommatophora; Geomitridae.
AUGUCCAACAAAAGUGAUUCCGGCAGCGAAGACACGGGGAUUUUGAAUGGAAACAGUCGAGCAAUCAACGGAGAACAGUAUGAGGAAGGCAUCUGUCGUGACUACAUGAGGAACGUUUGUACUCGCGGUAAACGAUGCCGCUAUAGACAUCCGACCCAGGAUGAUCGUGCGGAACCGCCGACAAAACGGGAUCUGACCUUUUGCCACGACUUUCAAAACAAUGGCUGUUCCCGCCCCAGUUGCAAAUUCCUUCACUGUUCCCGAGAUGAAGAAGAGAACUUUCACAGAACCGGUUUACUGCCCUCUAGACUGAACUACUCCAAUACGAGUAUUGUUCCACACAACGUGAUGAAAGCGACAGUCCCUUUGUGUCGGGACUACCUCAAUGGAGAUUGCAAGAGAGGGUUGAAAUGCAAGUACAGACAUGAAUUUGAGAAAAGUUGUGUUGAGUACGAUCGUAGAUGUGAUCGAUCUUAUGAAUACAUUUCAGAAAUUAAAAGACGUCGGUUAGAUGACGAGUAUGAAAUAAUUCGAACUGGAUUUGGAUACGCUCUUCUAGAGGAUGAAAUUGUUGUGCUGAAGAAAAAGGUAGGAGAGUUGAGGAAGCAAGUGUCCGACUUGUCUGCGAUAAAUGAAGUGUUAUUGGAGCAGAAUGCGAUGUAUAGAAUCAGCAAAGCCGCCGCAGCAGCCAUUCAGGCACCCACGAGCCAGCAACUUUCGGCUGUUGCUAUCAACGCUGUGACUCAGGCACACGCACAAGCCAGCUUGGCACAACUGAACACUUCCCUGACCCAACAGGUGGCUCUCAACAGUGACCUGGCUACCCAGCAUGCCUUGGCGGCUCAGAGAUUAGCAGCCGCAGUAGGUCGCUCUGUCCAACCCAGUCUAACCGUCUCACCGACUGCGACCUUGACUCAGAAUGUGGCUGGGGCGCUAGCGCUGACACAGAGCAACCUAGCCGUGUCCAUGGCGACCAUGCCGCAGCUGCAAGUGGCGCACUCGCUGACCCAGAGUCUUGGCGCCCCGUCCACCUCAUUGGUCUCCUACCCUAUCAUGUCACACAACAUGCGCUCAGCGGUGGAGGCUAACAACCUCGCGCACUAG